CCUAAAGCCACCCGGCAGUGAACCUCUGUGGGGCCCUGGUUAAUUUUUUUAUUAUUGUCACUUCUUGUUUCAGACUGAAUUUGCUUUUGACCUAACUUUAAAGAAAUCUUCUGAAGAGACCUGACUUUGGAGGGAAUCGGCCAAGGUCCUUGCAGCGACUCCUUGAGCGUGAUUCAGCUGGUGUUUACGCAUGUUCUGAAACAUCAGAGCGAUGGACUUUAGCGUCAAGUCUUUCAAAGGUCUUGCGGCAGAAGCUGCAACUGUGUUCACCAGAGCCGUUCAGUACACCGAGGAACGGCUGGGAACAUCAGACAAAACUGAACUUGAUGCACACUUUGAGACGUUGGCUCAACGUUCUGACAGAACCAAGUAUUGGACUGAAAGGCUGGUUGGUAAAACGGAAGCAGUCCUUCAACCCAAUCCGAAUGUGCGGGUAGAAGAUUAUCUCUUUGAAAAACUUGACAAGAAGCGAGACAGGCUAAAUAAUACAGAACUACUGGGCCAAGACAUGAUAGACGCUGGAACCGACUUUGGUCCUGGCACCUCUUACGGGAGUGCCCUCAUCAAGGUUGGGCAGGCGCAACAGAAGCUGGGCCAGGCAGAGCGAGAGUUUGGCCGCCUGGUGCACACAAACUUUGUCCAGCCGCUAAGGAGGUUUCUGGAUGGCGACAUGAAGACAAUAUUGAAAGAACGUCGGCUACUUGAAAACAAGAGAUUGGAUCUAGAUGCUGCAAAGAACAGACUUCGUAAGGCCAAAGCUACUGAUCCAGCAGCAGAAAAGGAUGUGCGUUCCUGCCAGUCUGACUUCGACCGUCAAGCUGAAAUCACUAGGCUCCUGCUUGAAGGAAUCUCGAGCACCCAUGUGAACCAUUUGCGCUGCCUUAGUGACUUUGUAGAGGCCCAAAUGUCAUACUAUGCUCAGUGUCAGCAGUACAUGACGGACCUGCAGAAAGAACUGGCCAACAUGUCCAUUGCCGUUGGAACAGGCAGCAGUGGUGAUGGCAGUCGCAGUGGCUUCCAGGGUGCUUUCUCGUCGCCUACAGCCAGUGCAGGUAGUCCAUCCAAUGAUGUCAGCACAUUUAUCAACAGCAACCAGAAGCGGGCACGUGUCCUUUAUGACUAUGAUGCUCAUGACAACUCCGAGUUAUCGCUGAUGGCCGAUGAAGUGAUCAUCAUAUCCCAGACUGAGAACAUGGACCCUGACUGGAUGAUUGGGGAGCGAGGCCUACAGAAGGGAAAGGUCCCAAUUGCAUACCUGGAAAUUCUCAACUGAUUAGAUAAACAUGCUUUUUCUGUAAAAAUUACUGUGCUUGCAUAGUUGGUACAGUCAUAACCAUAUGGCAGAUUUGUUUAUUUGCUAAGUGCUUUCCCUGUGCUUCUAUGCAACACAUCUAUUCAAUCAAACUCAAGCACGACAGUGAAGAACAACAAUGCCCUUAAAAAGCAUGGCAGUUUUAGUUCUGACAUAGGCCUGUAAGGCUUCUUGAUGCCAUUUCUACACUGUUUUCAUAGUCCAUUGCCUUUCAUGCUAGUUCUCUAUUUAGCACGUCAACAAAACUGCUAAUGCUCAUUGUUCAACUGUCUGAUGUGUCAAUACAUAAUGAAACUAACAAGUUGUAGAAGUCAUUCCUUAUUCAGAGUUAGUGGUGCAUACAUUCCACAUGUUGGGAGACUAUAUGAACAUGAUCUUGGUCAUGACAUCUUUAGCUUGCUGUCUGUUGACAAGAAUGCAUUGUGCAUUCUCCUAAUGAAGCUGGUGCUUCUUUUGUUCAAUCUCUGCUAGUUGAGGCUUGCUACAUGAGUGCUUGCCAUUAGUCUUUACCCUGUUAUUCUGCAUGCCAUACAGAUAGUUAGGAACAUCACAAAAAAGCUGUUGAUAUGAUGCUUGGAACCAAGUUAUGUCAUAAGAAAGAAGUAGUAGUAUUCUCAUAUUUGUACAUAACUUAGCAUACUUUACAUGCAACUUUACAUUUUUGAGUGAGUGUGUAGGAAAAUUGUCAUCUCUUCCAACAAUGCAAACUCAUGCUGCCUUUAAGUGCUGAAAAGAAUGAGUCAAUUCUUCCUAUCUUUCUUGAGUGUUUAAUGAACUUAUUAUAUUAUGAAUAAAAAUGGCUUUAAUGUGUC
Molecule: messenger RNA, 2124 nt
Organism: Dermacentor silvarum
Lineage: Eukaryota; Metazoa; Arthropoda; Arachnida; Ixodida; Ixodidae
Gene: EndoB
Product: endophilin-B1-like
Exons: 9
Coding region: 212-1273 (353 amino acids)
Biological process (GO): membrane organization
Cellular component (GO): membrane; cytoplasm
Molecular function (GO): protein binding
Source: RefSeq, a predicted model, not a curated record